Messenger RNA from Camellia sinensis, 1606 nucleotides. RefSeq names its product dehydration-responsive element-binding protein 1F. Gene Ontology annotation, biological process: regulation of DNA-templated transcription. The record is from RefSeq and is a predicted model, not a curated record. Gene Ontology annotation, molecular function: DNA-binding transcription factor activity; DNA binding. Lineage: Eukaryota; Viridiplantae; Streptophyta; Magnoliopsida; Ericales; Theaceae.
UUUUCAUAAUACCUAAUAUUACUGCACUUAAAAAGACCCAUUUCUCACUCACUUCUGUCAACUUUCUGUCAUUACAAGUAUGCAUUAUAUAUAGUAAAACCAAGGCACACUUUCUAUAUACUGUGAUAAGAGUCUUUUUCAGCCUACCAAAUCUUGGUUUUAAGUCUCAUUUACAUCUUUAUAUAAUUUUGUGUUUUAAAUAUAAAAAGAUAAAUCACUUUAUUUAUUUUUGGACACUUUUAACCUUUGCUUUAUAUAACCUUUGCUUUAUAUAUAGUAGAGAUUUAGAAAACUAAGCACACUAUGCAAAUGAAAUUGUCAAUACAUUAAGAUUGUUGGAGAGAGAGGGAGAGAGAGUUUGUCUGUGUGUAGUGGGCAACAACAAUAUAUUUGUGUGAAAUUCUAUCAUCUAAGUGAGUUUUGUGUGUAAUAGAAUAGAUAAUGACUUUUGAAGAUGAGUCAUGUGCUUCUUCUUCUUCACCAUCAUCACCAACAAAUGAGCCGCCUAGUAUUCCUCAGAAGCGCAAGGCGGGAAGGAAGAAGUUCAAAGAGACACGCCACCCGAUUUACAGAGGCGUUCGCAAAAGAAAUGGCGAUAAAUGGGUGUGUGAAGUGCGUGAACCGAGCAAGAAGUCUAGGAUAUGGCUCGGGACCUUUCCUAGCCCGGAAAUGGCUGCUACGGCUCACGACAUCGCUGAUUUGGCGCUCCGUGGCAAAAAAGCUAGACUCAACUUCCCCGACUCUGCGGAGGCCCUUCCUCGACCUAGGUCAUCUUCCCCUAGGGAUAUACAACUGGCUGCUAGGGCCUUUUUGCCUCGAAAAGUCCUAGGAGCAUAUAAAUCGUGCCACAAAAAUGAUGCAGAACACUCACAAGAAAUGAGGGCUCCACUAUUGUGUGACUCACAACCACACAAUUAUUCUGCGCCAUUUUUGUGGCACGAUUUCUGUGUUCCUUCCUUAUCCUUAUUGUCUUCUUCAAAAUUUUCAAACGAUACAAGCUUUAUAAGCAGUGUGGUGAGACCUAGCUCGACUAGUUUUCAACAUGUCAAAUGUCAAGAAAAUCUUCUUUUGGAACCACCUUUGGCUGAUUCAUCUAGUAUUGAAAUUGAGAGCCACGAAAUGGUUGUAGAACCGUUCUCAAGUGAUUUGACAUGUUUUAAGGGCUCGGAAAAGGUUUUGGAUCAAUCCAUGACGGUGUUCGUGGAUGAAGAGGCAAUGUUCAAUAUGCCAGGUUUACUUGAUAGCAUGGCGGAGGGUUUGCUACUAACACCACCGGCCAUGAAAAGAGGAUUCAAUUGGGGAGAUAUGGCUAGUGACAUGGACUUCACUUUAUGGAGAUACUGAUGACUGAAUUCAGAUUAUUUGAAGUUAUGUUGUGUACUAUUUUCUAAAUUAUGAGGUGGUUGAGGAUGUUUUAAAUAAGUAUACUUCUUGAUUUUUUAUAAAAAAAAAUGUGUAGGAAAGUAGAGAAAAUAGGUAGAAAAAUAGAGAGAAGAUGUUGAUAGAUGUGAUUCAAAUAAGUUUAUGUAUGUAAAAAAUGUACACUUUUUUAGUGUAUGCCAAACACCUACUAAAUUGUUGAUUAGUUUACAUAAUUACGAUAUUA